Messenger RNA from Solenopsis invicta (red fire ant), 5984 nucleotides. Its product is annotated as protein FAM161A. Gene Ontology annotation, cellular component: cilium. Gene Ontology annotation, biological process: cilium organization. The record is from RefSeq and is a predicted model, not a curated record. Lineage: Eukaryota; Metazoa; Arthropoda; Insecta; Hymenoptera; Formicidae. The transcript has 13 exons. Bases 3519 to 5588 code for a protein of 689 amino acids.
AGUUAGCAUGGUAGCCAAUCAUGAAGUUGAACUCGAUCCAACUUUUGCCGCGAGGCGGAAAUUACAUCCAGGCGAACGAGACGUUGAUUGGCUAUCGAAAUAUUCCUCAGCCAACUUCUGCCGCGCGGCAAGCCUUGCCGCGUCUUGUGGGCAGUGUGGGUACGAGGCAAAAGUCGUGGCGCAUUUCAACUCGCAUCAGGCCCAAUGAACUCUUAUGGGAAAAUUUCGUCUAGUAUUUCAGCGCCAUCUAAUAGUUUACCCUCUAUAAUUGUGAACUACGUAUCCGGCCAUGCGGUGCCAUGCGGGAUCAUUUGGGAUCAUUUGGAAUUGUUUGGAAUCAUUGUGCAGUGCGGUUGUGUUGUGUUGUGCAGUGUAACGUGGUGUUUUUAAUUGCCCUGGCAGUUACUGGUGUAUUGAAAUCGACUGAAUCGAAUUGAGCGUUAACGAUUAUUAACGAUUGUUAACGACAUCGAUUUUUGGAUCUUGGAGUACAAAGAUUCUUCAGGGAAUCUUAUUUUGGAGAUACCUAAUAUCUACUUGGAUAACUAAUAGCUGUGGAACCAGAUACAGAAAAAAAUUGGAAAAAUGGUGAAAGCUUGUUGCGUUCCUAACUGCAAGUCAGGUGUUAAAGUUCCUUCGCAUAAAUUUCCCAAAGAUGCAGAAAGAUGCUCAGCAUGGAUAAAAAAUUUGAAAUUGUAUGACUUGCAGAAUUAUUGUGCUAAUGAAUUGCAAAAAUAUAAAGUAUGCCAUAAGCAUUUCUCGGAGAAAGAUUAUAGCUGCUCUCAACGUAACCGAUUUCUGCUGAAAACAGCAGUACCUGCUUUGAUAAUGGAAAAUAAUGAUGUGGACAAUAUUGCAACGGAUAAUAAUGUGCAAUCCGUACCACCACAGAUUGAACAGGCAGAUAUUGAACAGCCGCAAAGUGAACAGCCACAGAUUGAGCAACCACAAAUUGAACAACCACACAUUGGUCAACGUGUAAUAGACAUGGAAAGAACAUUGCAACAGCACAAUGAAUUAUUAGUGCAUCAUGACGGUCUGUUGCAAAAUGAACAAGCAUCGUUAAACCAAAUGUUUGAGAAGAGGAUACAAAAUUUGGAAACACAGUUCGCAAAUACAUCCAAAGGAAGAAGACCAAAUUUACGACAUAUUACACGUGUUGUUCAUCUCAGUCCGAGAGCAAAGUCAUUGCAUAUUAUGAACGUAAAAUUGGGACAUGGAGAUUCAUGAAUCAACGAGAUUAAGAAAGCUGGACGUAUUAUUACAUUUGGUACUGCAGCAUGGUAAUAACAGCCUGUCGACGGAGAACCCACGCGAUGACACGCCAAGGCGAAACGAGGACGCAGAAAAGAGAAUAUUCCGGAAAUACUCAGUGGGGCUUUAAGAGUAGUUUUUUUAGUUUUACCUAAGAGAGAGAGAGAGAGAAAGGACUAAAGUUACACGAAUUAAAUAAAAAUAUAAACAGUCAAGUAUAUUUAAAUUGACAUACCCAAGUCGCUGGUUUGUACAAAAUGCAUUAUGUUAUCUCAUAAUUUUCAUAAAGAUUUUGGUUAGAUUUCUUUUUAAGGAAUACGUUAAUUCUUUUUCUUUUUGAAUUAUUAUACUAUAUAAAUAAAAUGUAUUUAUAAAUUUAUUACGUGUUUUUAAUUUUACCUGAUUCACUAAUAAUUUUUAUAAUUUUAAUAACAAAAAAGGGUAAAAAUGCCAUGCAUUUUUAUCGACUAUUCAUGCUGUUUUACCUUGUAGUUCACACUUAUAGAGGGUAAACUAUUAGAUGGCGCUGAAAUACUAGACGAAAAAAUAACACGGGAGUUUGACGACUCUGACUCGCAUCAUCGCCGUGCCGUACGAAUUUUUAACGCGAGCAAGUGCUUCGAGAGUGCCGUGGAGUGUCGAAAGUGAAGUGAAUUGUCGGGUGUUCGUAUCAACAUCCGUCGUGUCGAAUACGACGCAUGGUGCGAAGUCGUAUACUGUCGUGUCGCGUUCAAUCGUGUUUCGCAUCUCCUCCGUUGCCUCGUAUCCCGACUUUCAGACGCGUGAGUGUGAGUACCAAGAACGUUUCGAGAGUACAAUGCCGAGUUUGUUUGGGGUCGCCUACAAGAUCGGAUGUUAUUGCCCGUCACCAUUACGUUUUUGCGCCUGUCGAUUGUAUCACAAUCGGUCCGGACGACUACCGUCGUUCCGUGCUUUCCUCGGAGUCACAUCGAACUCUUGAAGUAUGGUCGUACCGUCUCCGCGAUGUAAUAGACAGGAAUCAUUUAUUGACUGAACUGAACUCGAAAGUGUCGACAAUAAAGGGUCACGUGUUGGUGUUAAGUGUGUAUCAAGCCGAAUCGUGAGGAUCUUGGAUGUCGAAUGUAUGUUCGACAGCUGUGGCCGAGGCGGAGCUGGACAGCGAUGAGUCAAUUUGUACUUGUAUUCGCCCUACAAUUCGGUAUUUGCGCCUCGUCCCCAUUGUGUUCGCGUAAAUCGUAAAUUAUCGUCGGUACAAUGGGAUGAGACGAACAAAUGAAUCGCGCAAAAACGGUUAGGAACAAUUGAAGUCGACAUAUUCGUGUACGCGCGCUCUGCGCUCCUUUCGCCAGGUGUGCCAACAGUCGGGCGACGUGUUUUCCAAUUUCUAACCUGUAUCUGUACCAGAUUUAAAUUUUUGUUAGCAGUAACGCACAUACAGCCUUAAAGUAUUUUUUAGAUUGUAGGAUGAAAAUCUUAGAAUAUUUCAGAAUUUACAUGCAUGAAAAAUUUGAAGAAAAGCUGUAGACUCUCAGUAUUUCUGAGAAGUCUUUUUUUAUGUAAAAAUUCUGAAAAAAUUUUUUCCCAAGGGGUUCUGAUUUCCUGUUAAUUAUGGCUAUGGUCCACUUGACGCUACAAAUGCUUCUAAGUAUUUUUCGAUUGGUCAAUUUGUAAAAUUCAUUGUUCCGAUUGGUUAAUCAAACGCUUCGAAGCAUUUGUAGCGUCAAGUGGACCGCAGCCUAAGAGUAAAUUUAAGAAAUCGCAAAAAAUCUAAUCUUACGUACACUGUGGUAAAUAUAUAAUUUCGAAGCAGGAUUGAAGGCAUCAAGUAAAUUAAGGAAAAAAAAAUGGAUCUAAUUCUCGAGUAAUCGUGCAUGUGUAUACGUAAGUUGCUUUUUGUAUUCGGCAUAAUUCGCAGAGUUUAAGUGCCUAGAUUUCGAGCCAUCGAAAUUUUAUUAUCACACAUCAUGUUUCACGAAUGGACGAUCAAUGUACGGCGGUAUAACGCAUCUUAGCGAAUCGAUCGGAUUAUUUUGCGCGCCAUUUGUUUUCAUGAUCGCAGGGCGUUAGCACUUCCUCGCGAGCUUCACCAUGGUGACGGCGACGCCAGGUUGGCGACGCCAGGUCGCAUUGAUCUUCCCUGGCAGGUACGGUAACGACCACCGAAGCGGUCAGCACAUUGUUCGUACAUCUCGGGUAUUGGAACCUGGAUCUGGUUAUAAACUUCCGCCUUGGAGUCGACCUGGAAUCGCAUUUGGCUGAUCGCUUGGAGAAUGAAGUGAACCAUGACGGAGCACAGGGGUACGUCUUUCUUUCAUUCGUGCGUGAAGAUGCCGGUAGAUCCUUGCAGCCGGCAACCAACCCCUUCUUAUGAACGUCCUCGACUGUCGUCCGGGGGCCGAAGAUCAGAGAAGGUGAAGAAAAUAAAUUUCGCCGAGGGUGAACCGAAUGUUGUUGAAAACUCGGGGUUAUCGAGCCCACGCGAUACCCUCGAAAACUUCUUGGAGUUUUUGAAGAGCAUACCGGACUACGGGCAGGUGCAUCAUUUGUCGAAUGAGCAGUUCAAGCAGAAGGUCGAGUAUCUGAGGAGGAAACAGCGGCUACUUCUACAGAAUCUGAGGAACUCGCUAGAUGAUUUAGAGAAGCCACCAUCGCGUUUGUCGAUCACGAGAAACGAAAAUUUAAAAUCAAAGAACGCUAAGCCGGACGAUCUUAUCGACGAUCUCAAAUUGAACGGCAAGAAAUGUUACCUCGAGGAAUCCAGAACAAGCAGCCCUAUACUGUUCUCAUCCAGUAAUUUUGCUGGCCUUGCCGAGGAUCAAGAUCUGCUGACAUACAGAUACAGAGAUAAGGAUAAAGAGACGAAGACAAUGCGCAACAAAGAGAUACUUGCAGCCAAUAAGAGCUGGAGCACAUGGAGUGAGUCCAAAAGUGAUGACAGUGUAAAUAGCGAUGGUGAGGACAGCAUUGAGACAAAGAGUUUGCCGCCGAAUAGCUCGAAAGAGUGGCACCCUACGGUGCCCAGGCCAUUUAGUUUCACGCUGAGAGAAGAGGCGGAAAAAUACAUGACAGAGAUGGAGACAGCCGGGCGUACAAAUGAGGAUAACGAGAAGAGUCCUUCGAAAAAACGACGAGUCAGACCAAUUCCUAUCACAUCCAAAAUACUACUCUAUGAUAAAUUGAUGGCCGAGAAAGAAGAAAGAAGUCGUAUCGUGCGCGAGGAGAGCGCGUUGAACCUGCUGUCGCAGGUACGGCCUUUCAAGUUGGAGUGCGACCGUCGUGCUUGGCGAUCCAUGGCAAGGUCUAGUCCUGAGCUUUGCUCGAGCAAGAGCGGCUCCUCGCGUUUCAAGGCCAAGCCGAUACCGAGAAACCUGUUUGGUACCGAGGUUUAUGACCGUAUGCUCGAGGACGAAUAUUAUAGACAGUUAAGGAAAAGGGUGAGGGCUGCCGAGUUGCUGAAGUCCUCUUCCUUACCGCCGUCGAUGGCGAGGCGCGAGCGUGUCAAGUCCGCGUGUGCACAUUUGCAGGAGUCCAACAAGGAUGAUGACGAAUCUGUCACCCCGGCGACGACGACGUCCGAGAGAACCAGAUCCGCGAUGACGUCCAUAUUGUCCUCGCGCGGAAACAAUCUAGCUGCGAUUCUGAGAUGUCAGGCCUCUCGAGAGAAACUUGAGCGCGAGAUAAGGGAACGGAUGGAGGAGAAGCGGCGGGAAGAGAUCCUGAAGUUCAGAGAGACGCUGAUUGGACAGAAACCCGCGUGGAAGGCCUUGAGAUCGGCUGCGAGGCACGAGCACAACAGAGAUCUGAAUAUGCGGACGUCCCUUCGCCGUGACGAGGCACGGGAACAGGCCGAACGUCAUCGACUGCAGAUGGAGAUAAUGCUGGAUCGUGUGACGCAAAUACCGACUCUCUUCGAGCGGCAUUCUCAGAGCUUUCAAUCGUUUGUGAAGGCGCAACAGAAAGCUUCUUCGAAGAUCGCCCGGAAGAAGAAAAAGAAAAAAAAGAAACAACAGCAGCAGCAACAGCAAUCAAAAAGGUCCACGUCAAGCAGCUUAGAUUCCUAUCUGAGCUUCGCAAGAACCUCCAAUAACUCCAGACCGAAUUCCGGAUCGUUAACCAGUUCGACUGGUUCUAAUUCUACUCUAAUUUCAAGCCAGUCAUCAUCGAAGUCAUCGCGCGAUUCCUCCGACAAAUCAGCGACUAAAUCAGAGACGUCAACAUUAAAGAGGAAGACCGAUCGCGGCCCGCUGAAGGUGUCGAUCAACGAGACAGCGGAAUUAAUCGAGGAUCACAACGAGAAAUUGUCCAGUAGCGAUGAGCGGUCCCGCAGUGACUAUGUCAUUGUCGAAGAGUGAAUUGAACUGACAAUAGUAAUCAUCGCGAUUCUGAAUAUCAGAUUUCAACGAGUAAAGCUUCAAUCGAUGCCCUACCAGUACAACGAGAUCGGGAUAAAACGGAAAGACGAGGUCACAGAAACCUGUUUUAGCAGUAUUUCAAAAGACUAUUAAACGGUUCACAACCACGACGCAUCCUUAUUAUUAUGUAUAUGAACGAUGACGAUGUAUGUAUAAUUUCUUGUAUCACGGAUAUGCAUGGACGGAUGGAACAUGAUAAAGAAUCAUCUGAAGCGCAUUAAUCUCACGUCCUUGACGAGAAGUAGUACACAAUCUGGCGAGAAAUUUUUUAACAUUUCGUGAAUUUAUUUAAGAAACGUGUUUCAAAAACAGAUACAGAUGUAAAAUCAAUAAUGU